Molecule: messenger RNA, 22973 nt
Organism: Xyrichtys novacula (pearly razorfish)
Lineage: Eukaryota; Metazoa; Chordata; Actinopteri; Labriformes; Labridae
Source: the annotation of a GenBank genome assembly
UCUGCCAUUGCAAAUCAUCCUUUGGCCGCUAAGAAAGUGGAAUUAAACCGGGAGAUGUUGAGUCCACUAAUUGCUCUGGCUGGUAAAUGGCAAAUCUGCCUCAUGCCCUGAAUCUCCAGCGAGUGCCAGUUGAUCAUCUGGUCAGGAUCUUAAUUGCUUCAGCACAAUCUGUAGGGAAACAGUGGUAAAAAGAUAAAGUAGGAACAUUAGACUGCGAGCAGAAGUUAGUUAUUUUUGUGCUUUAAAGGUCAAAGGUUGUGGUUGGGUUAGAGAACGAUUUGGAAAGAGGCCAAUUUGCUUCUCUGCCAAACGUAAGUGGAGGAAAUUGAUGCCACUCUUCAACCUGUCCGCCCCCUUAUAUACAUAUUAACAUUACGUACAAGUAGUUAAGUUAUAUUUUUGAUUUAUACUCCAAGUAAUGGACCGGGGUGGUGGUCCCUGUCUUUAAGAAGCGGGACAAUAGGGUGUGUUCCAACUAUGAGGGAUAACACUCCUCAGCCUCCCUGGGAAAGCUUACGCAAGGGUACUGCAAAAGAGGGUCCGAUCGAUAGUUGAACCUCGGAUCGAGGAGGAACAAUGUGAUUUUAGUCCUGGUCGCGGAACUAUUGAUCAACUCUUUAACCUCGCGCGGGUUUUUGAGGGGAGAUGGGAGUUUGCCAAACCAGUCCACAUGUGUUUUGUGGACUUGGAGAAGGCCUACGACCGUGUCCCCAGCGGAAUCCUGUUUGGGUGCUCCGGGAGAACAGGGUGGAUGAUUCCUUAUUAAGGGCCAUCCAGACCCUUUACCAAAGGAGCACCAGCUUGAUCCAUGUAGCCGGUUGUACAUCGGACUCGUUUCCAGUGAGAGUUGGACUCUGCCAAGGUUCCCCUUUGUCACCGGUUCUGUUCACAACCUUUAUGGACAGAAUUUCUAGGCGCAGCUGGGGGGUGGAGGGGGUCCAGUUCGGCAGGCAGAGGAUCUCAUCGCUGCUUUUUGCGGAUGAUGUGGUUCUUCUAGUUUCGUCUAGCAGUGACCUUCAGUUCGAGGCAGAGGGUGAAGCGGCUGGGAUGCGAAUCAGCACCUCCAAGUCCAAGGCCAUGGUCCUCAGUCGAAAAAAGGUAGAUUGCCUUCUCCAGGUUGGAGAGGAGGUCCUGCCUCAAGUGGAGGAGUUCAAGUAUCUCAGGAUCUUGUUCACGAUUGAGGGUAGAAUGGAGCGAGAGAUCGGCAGGCAGAUCAGAGCGGCUUCAGCAGUGAUGCGGACGCUCAACCAAUCUGUCGUGGUGAAGAAAGAGCUGAGCCGUUUACCAGUCGAUCUACGUGCCGACCCUUACUUAUGGUCAUGAACUUUGGGUAAUGACCAAAAGAAAAAGAUUACGGAUACAAACAGCCGAAAUGGGUUUCCUUCGCAGGGUGGCCAGGCUCAGCCUUAGGGACACUCGGGGGGCGCUCAGAGUAGAACCGCUGCUCCUCCACGUCGAGAGGAGUCAGCUGAGGUGGCUCGGGCAUCUGGUUAGGAUGCCUUCUGGACGCCUCCCAUUAGAGGUGUUCCAGACAUGUCCCACCAGUAGGAGACCUUGUGGACCACCAGGACCAGGUGGAGGGAUUAUACUGCUUUCCUGGCCUGGCCUAGGAAUCCCCCUGGAGAAGCUGGUGGAAGUGGCUGGGGUUAAGGCCGUCUGGGCUUCCCUCCUGAAACUGCUGCCCCCAUGACUCGGACCCGGACAAGCAGAAGAAAACGAACGAACAAACGAACUCCAAGUAAUGGAAGAAAUCAUCACCGCCAAAGAUGUUUGCAACUAUACUACUCAUAAACAGACUAAGAAAAAGUGUCACAACUUCAAAAGUCUUUUUCUAAUAUAUAUUGCAGAUUUAUGUCCUACAUAAAUGUACAUAAUGAAACUUUAACUUUAUCCAUUAUCUUGCACUGUAAAUGAAGAUCUGGCUACAUCAAAUCUCCCUCAUUGAACAGUAGCUAGACUUUCUCCGGUCCAGCCAGGGUCAGAUAAACUUGUCCAUUAGGAGAAAACUUCUACGACCAGACUUGCUUGACAAAUCAGACUUCACAGGCGAGUGGAUGUAGGUGGGUUCUCUGUCGAUAACACAGUAUUAAGUGGAGGGGACGUGUCAGCGCAGAAGAGGUCUUAAUCCAAUCAGCAGAGUAAUUAAAAACACACAGCGCAGCAGCAGCAGCACUCAUGGCUGAUGGCUGCUUUGUCAGGGACAAAAUUCAGCAUUUAGCACAGAAUGAAGAGCGCUGUAGUCAUGCCAGGUCAGAAAGAUGGCAAAUGGCGACAACAGCUGCUGAGCUAUUAAAACCAGAAUCUGCAAAAUGACCAUAUAGAGCCUCUACCCACUUAUACCGCUGGCAACCUGUUGGAAAUCCUCUAGAACUGCUAUAGAUCCCCCUCUUGGUGCUUUAAUCAUUUAGCUGUAUUGUUUCUUAAUUAUCUUACUCUGCAUUAGCUCCCAUUGUGGCUCAGUUUCUGAUUAACACCAACACCCCUCUACAAAAUAAAAGCCCCAGUGUUGCUGAGCUGCAAUUGGACAACAAACCACCAGAUGUCACCCACGCCUCAGUGCCUUCAAUCUGUGUUUUUAUGAGGCAUAAUGAAUUUUGUUUUUGGCACAGUGUCACACUUGUGCUUGGUGCAUAACAGCACGAGCAGCUUUUUUCUUCUUUCUGUUUAGAGAGAUGGAUCUGGAGUCAAUUCUGCACACAUCUGAGCAGCAGAUUCACAUGGAUGCAGCAACAGGAUGCUCUCUCUCCCUCUGAUGAUACAUCACUGGAGCACGUUGUGCGUCCUCGCUCCAUGCAUGGUGCAGUUUUAUCUGGUUGAACCGGUGACUUAGCCAUCCUUCUUUCCAGCCUCUGAGGGCCACUCUCCAGCCUGUGCGUGUGUGCAGCCGGGCGUGAAUCUGCAGCUCGGGGAUUGCUCGGGAUGUGUGACAGGCUGCCGAGGAGAGGGGUAAUUCCGAAGGGCAGUAGAAGUAAUAGGGUAAUCUAUUAUACAGUCCAACUCUUUCUUCCUCCUCCUCCUCCUCCUCCUCCUGCCCCCCUCCUCCUCCUCAUCUCUUCUCUCAGUCUUACGGUUUCUCGCUGCCUCUGCCCUUGCAUCAGCAUUUCGUGAGGACAAAUGAGGAGUAGAGUUUAACUAUGCACAUUCCCGCUGCCCUCCUGCAGAGCCCAGCACUUUCUCAAUUAGACCCGGAGUCCGUCUGCCGCCAUGAUUCAAAGCCCGCCCCCCUGCAGAGCAAACACACACAUCUGCAGACGCACACAGCUCCAGACCUGCACUAUAUGACCAUGUAUAACAUAUAUUUGACACAUAUGUCAUGCUGCACAUUGACCAGCUUUUAUGUGCACACCAGACAGGCAGAAAGUGGAAGGGGAAAGUCAGAGCAGAAACUGAGAAGCAGAGGGGAUAUUUCAGAAACAAUGUGCAGAUUUUUUCUCAUUUUGGCGCCAAUUUCUCUCCCAGUUUUUUAAUCCUUAUCACUUUCACCCUUUUACAAACAUUUCUCAUCAGUUUGAGAUCAUUUUAGAUUGUGUGCAUCAUAGAUUAAUCCUUUUUUCCUCUGUUUCCUACAAAAGUCCACUCACACCAGCGGACCAAUUAAAACCUCUCUCUUCCUCACCCCCUGCCCUGUCUCCAGCCCUUUCACCUCCAUCCCUGACAUUUAUCUCGCUCCAUUUUAGUCCCACCUCCCAGAGAGACAAGGAGACAGAGAGAGAAAGAGAGAGAGCAAGAGAGAGAGAGAGAAAGCAGCCACCAUCUCCCCUUCCUCCUCCUCCUCCUCCUCUUCCUCCUCUCUCAGCUCCCUUCUCUUCCCCUCACACGCUCACUCUCCCUUCCCUCUGAUGCCGACUGGAUGCAGACAGGGGGAUUUCCAGCAGCAUCCUGAGUCUGUCCUCCCUCUCCUUCUCCUCUCCUCCCCUCCUCCUCUUCUUCCUCCUUCUCCUCUUCCUUCAACAAUUCGAAGCUUCUCCUCUUCUACCUCCUCUGCUUCUUCUCCUGCUCCUCACCCAUCAGGAUGUGGCACUCGGUGGCUCUGCUCCUCUCUGGAUUUUCUGCUUUGAUUCAUGGUGAGCUUGCAUGCCUGUCUCCCCCCUUUCUCUCUCCCCUCUCUCUCUCUUUUUUUGUCUGCCUUUCAUCCUGUUUUUGGGAAUCAGAUUGCAGCAGCCACAUUGAAGUGUGAAAGUGUGAAUUUGGAGGAAUUCAUGGAUUUGGAGUUGGUAGUUGUGGUGCGUUUUCUGUGCAUAAUGGUGAGGAAAAAGAAUUCAAAGUGGAGGAGAUACAAUCGAGGAGGAGGAGGAGGAGAAAGUGACAAUCUGGCUCACCUGUUUGCUUUCUUGUUUACAAUUCUUGAAUUUUUCGCAACUGUUCUCUCAUUUUUAUACCACGCACACAACACAAGUUACCCAAGAGGUUCGACGCUAUUCUUUUUAUCUAAGACAUCUUAACAGGGGGAUUUAUCUGUGCGGCGAGACGGAUAUCAGUAAAAAAAAAACCUGAUCAGUGAUAACAAAUCAUCGCUUUUCUUUCCUUCAAUUCACAUGCCUCUUCUUGUUUGAGUCAGGGGGUCUCACCCCACAUAACAAAAAAAAAAAAAGCAGGUCAUAGAUCUGUUAAAUGGAUCGUCUCUUCCAUCUUGUGUUGUGAUGUGCUGCUGCGGCCGAGCUGAUGGAGCCUCAGGGGCUGGAGAAGUCGUAGCUGAAUGUGAGAGCUGACAGUGGAUGACAGAGCAAAGAGAGAGAAAGAGAGAGACAGAGACAAGAGGAGGGAGAGGGAGAACUUUCCCUACAGGCAGAAGCAGUGAAAUCCUUUACUUCUUGUUUAUUUUUCGCAUGGAUUUUUUUUUUUUGAGACGACUGUCCAGAAAAUAAGAGACAAGCGGACGGAUAAGACAGAAGUUUCAGACUGUUUUUUUUUGCAGCCUUGAAUCCUUUGAACUCUAUACGCGCUGUCAAAAUCAGAGAAAAACAACUCCUCCACAAUUUUUCUAAAGCGUCUUACACUCUCCAUACUGGGCAUCUUCUUUCCAGCACUACAUUGAUGUUACACAACAUUAAACUGAGUGAAGUCCUCAAAUCUAAGACCCACAUUUUUUAAUUGCUUCCCUAUAGCAACAAGAGGCACAACAUAUUUAAGUCGAUUCCCCGAAUGUCAGUCUCACUAAUGGAGGAUUUAGACGAGCAGAGCACAAAAACAAAAAAACGAUUGAGUCCAGCAGAGACCUGAGUUUGUCCAAAUGGAUCCACUGAUGAGAUUACACUUACAGUUUAAAAAAAGAAACAAACACAAAGACCUUUCUGUUUUUACCUGUCUUGUCUUGUGUGUUUUACAGCUCAGUCGGUUUACUCUCCAGUCUGUUCUCGAGACAUCUCUAUUUAAUACUUUACACGUAAUACCUCUGAGCAUUUCAAAGUUACCUUAAAAAAACACUCAUUAGUGCCAGUUAUCCCUCUUAUGGUCUAAUUAGGUAACUAUUUGUUUGUCAGCGUGCUCUCUCUGAAGCUCCUGUUUGUUGAUUUCUUUCUGCAUAUUUUAAUAUUAAUUGUAAAAACUGACUGAGGGGUUUGACCCCUCUUAAAUAUUUAAUCAGCUCAAGGUUAGAUCGUAUGAGUGACUAAGUUUUAUUUCAGCUAAUUUCAUCAUUUAGAUUCCUCUAUCGCUUUUCUUUUGAGUGUCUUCUGAAUGUAUUUAUGGAUAGAAAAGUUCACCUCCUCGGGGUAAAAAUCUUCUGAUUUAAUCAGCGUUUUUUAAAACCUAUUUUCAGCAUUCGUUUUUGCCUGACUGUACUCGCAGCCCCAAAUCUUUCACGUAGAGAGUUUUUGUUUAGGUUUCCUCAUAAAUUUAUGUAUUUUUCCCCCUUUGUUCUGUAUCUUUUCAUUUCAAGGCUGCAUGAUCACACACCUAAAUAAAAAUAAAAGAAACACAAGAUAAAGAGAGUAGAGGGAGGUCAGAAACCAUCGAAAACAUUUUCUCAUUGUCUUACAAGGCAGCGUCCUGUAUUUCACCUCUACACUUAAAAAUAAAGGCCUGUUUCGGUGGGUAAAUGUGAGCCUUAUCACCACUACACCCAUCACAGGAAAAACAGAGUCAGCCCGUCACUUUAGGCUUUGUAGAUGACCUUGUAGAUUGUGACUUUGUGGAGGCAGUUGAGCAGGUGCAGCCCUCUGGUCUAAAUUGGCCCAAGAGGACAGUGAAGUGUUUCAAAUCCCAUCAUAUUUUAUUAAUUUGUAUCUCUUUGUACUGUUUUGUAUUACUCUCUAUCACAUCAUAUCACACUGUAUCAUUUGGUAUUGUAUCACAUAGUAUGGUAUGGUACCCUGCUAUAUUGUAUCACAUCAAAUCAUAUUAUCUUAUCCUAAAAUGUAUCUUUUUGAAUUGUAUUGUAUUGUAUCAUAUUGUUCCUUUUGGUCAGGUAUUGAAUCUUAACAUAUUGUAUCGUAUCAUUUCAUAUCAUAUUGUUCCCAUGGUCAGGUUUUGUAUCGUAUCGUAUCGUAUCGUAUCGUAUUUAUCGUAUCAUAUUGUAUCACGCCGUUCUCUAUGGUCGGGUAUCGUAUUAUAUCGUAUCGUAUCAUAUGAUAUGAUAUGAUAUCAUAUCAUAUCAUAUCACAUCAUAUCAUAUCAUAUCUUAUCGCAAUGUUCUCUAUGGUCGGGUAUCGUAUCAUAUCUUAUUGUCUCUUAUUGUCAUAUUGUAUCGUAUCGUACUGUACCCUAUCGUAUCGUAUCUUAUCGUAUCGUAUCAUAUCGUAUCGUACCGUACCCUAUCGUAUUGUAUCUUUUCGUAUUGUAUCAUAUAUCGUGUCGUUUCUUUCCCAAUGGUUGGGUAUCGUAUUAUAUCAUAUUGUAUCGCUCCCUAUGGUCGGGUGUUGUAUCAUAUAUUGUAUCGUAUCAUACUGUAUCGUGUGCUGCAUCGUGUUGUGUCGUAUCAUACCGUAUUGUAUUGUAUCAUAUUGUUCCCUAUGGUCGAGUAUUGUAUCGUAUCAUAUCGUUCCCUAUGGUCUGGUAUUAAAUCUUAACAUACCUUAUUAUAUUGCUUUAUUCUCUCUGGUCUGGUAUUGAAUCUUAUCAAUUUGUAUCAUUUGCUAGUUUUGCACAGCUUCUUGUUUUUCACAGGUUUGACUCAUGUCACUAUUUUUCUGCCUCUCCAGUUUCGCUGCAGGGUCCUCAUCAGAGGAACUUGCUGAAAAACCUCCUGAAGGACUACAACCGGAUGGAGCGUCCGGUGGGCAACGACUCCCAUCCUCUCACUGUGGUCUUCUCUCUCAGUCUAGUCCAGAUUAUGGACGUGGUGAGUCUACAGACACAAUUUUUCUUACACCACACAUCCAUCGUGAAGAGGCUUUUGAUUGUCAGAUAAAUCAUGAGUGACAAACACAGUUUCUCUUUUCUUUGAGGAGAAUGAAGCAUCGACAGCCUCUUGUUUCUUUAGAGGCAGCUGUGGUGUAAUCAGUCAGGAUUGCUGCUUGAUACUUUGCUUCUAGUCUUCAUGCUGAAGUGUCCUUGAGCAAGAUACUGAAUCAUCGAUGGCAGUGUAUGAGCGUGUGAAUGUAGUACAGUGUAAAAGCACUUUUUGUAUAUGUAUGCAGUAUAUUUAUCAUUUAGUUUGGGAUUAAUAAGGAAAUUUAUGGAAAUUGUUAUUUGGGGGCUAAUUAGAUUUUCUAAUUGCCCUGAGACUGUGGUUUACACACUGAGAAUUAUAACGAUGAAGUUUUUGUGCAUUCUUAUGGAGUAUUAGAGGUAAAAUGGAAACUUUAAAAAUCUCUUAGCGGGGUGCUUAGUCAGGUUCAACAUUCAAAAGGAAUUUUCAGGUAAAGAGCUCAAUAAAUUUAGCUUUUUAUGUUUUUCAGGAUGAGAAGAACCAGGUGCUCACCACUAACAUAUGGCUACGGAUGGUAAGGACGCCUGAGAGAGUUUCUGGGAUUUUUUGUUUGUUUGUACUAGUUUCUGUGGUUUUUAACAUGUAAAUUGAUAACCUACGCUGCGUAAAUCCUUUGAUGUGGAGCUGUUUUUUCCCUCGCCACUCUUUGACGGGCGAGAAAUAUUCAAAAGUAAAAUGAUUCAGAUCUAUUAUUCAUACGAAUUCUGUUCGUUGUAAACUUAACUUGGAGCAGGGAGCAGCUUGUCUAUCAUCCACUGAGAUAACAGCUCUGUGUGUGUUGUUGUGUGUGUGUUUAAGAGUUGGUUCGACCACUACCUCCAGUGGAAUCAGAGCGAACAUCCAGGAGUGAAAAACCUCCGCUUCACCACAGAUCAGGUGUGGACGCCCGACAUCCUGCUGUACAACAGGUAAAAAUCACGCACAAGUGCCUGAACACACACAUUUCACACCCGCGUUAUAUUCCAACAAGUAGUGUCAGCCCUCCUUCUGUCCUUCCUCAGUGCAGAUGAUGACUUUGACUCCACCUUUAAGACCAACGUCCUGGUGAACUCCAGCGGCUACGCUGAAUAUCUCCCUCCAGGUGAGCUGAGUUUUUCUUCCUGACCUCUUUUUCCCUCCCUCUCCCUCCUUCCCUAUCACUCCACUCAUCUCCCCACGGUGCAAAGGCAGCAUCUGAUUUCGCAGUCUCUGCACGUCUCUCUUGUUUGUACAUUGACAUUAAUAUUUUAUUAGUAUAAAACAGGAUCCCUGGUUACUCACUGGUUACAGAUUCCCAAAGAUACCUAUAAAUAGGAGACGCUCGCCUCCUCCGUUUCCCCGUCUUCACCCAAACGCAAGACCUGUGCAAGCCUGUGAAAGCCAACUCUCCCGGGUUUCUACGUGUCUUUUUAGUGCUUUGAGUCAUUGCUUUGUACGUCAGAUUUCAGCAGAUUGAUAUCAGAUCCCUGAUGCCAGCAGGGAGCUGAGUUGAAUGGCCUGUGAAGUAUAAGCGAAAGGAAAGCCACCUUGUCUUUUCCGUUCAGUGGCCAUGUUUAUUAAUAGGCUUCUGCCGAAUGUAAAUACAGCUCCUCAAUGCUGGGAUCUGGAUUCAUCCCAAUUAGGGAGAGCAUAGAAAGACAUUUCUGAGGAGGAGAGGUUUUUAACACGGGAAAUAAUGAGAAAGAAGGAGGAAGAGUUGGCGUGCAAGAAAAGUAAAAGAACGAGCAGCAAACCAGGUUUUUUCUGCCUCCCUCGCACACGCCAGGUUGCAGUUCCUAAGGUCUUUUUUUCGGGCAGUUACUGACAGUAAAUAAAAGCCAACAGGUCUGUGGGUGGCAGGUUUUGGAGCAGAGGAGGCUUGACACACAGUAAAUAAUUCACAUGGCGGAGGAUGCCAGGUGUCUGCUGCACACCAUGAUUUGAGGAACGUCUCCUGUAGCUGCAGAAAGUCUUCUGUUGUUAUGUUUCGGUGUAAUGGCGAGCAAGGAGAUAAGGUGUAACAGGUUUUUUAGCUCAUAUCUUUAUUGGGUGACAUUUGCAAACAAGGAAUCUUGUCUGGAGGUGUUUUAACGCCAUCCUGGAAGAGGUUUUCAGGCUGAUGGAGUUUCAUUUGGUAAAUAUGCUCAGAGAGAGAGAGGGAGAGAGAGAGGGAGAGCUGCACGAGAUUGUCGAACACUGCAGAGAAAUACAGGUGUCUUGUUUGUGUGAGCUUCAAAGAUAUCUAUGAAAGCAGAUUGCAUGAGUGUGCACAGAUCAGUGGACUACAAAGAAAGUGCUUUCAGAGUUAUCAGAGUUAUUUAGUGCUUUGGGAGCCCGUAACAGGAGCAAUUAUAACGACAUCAUCCCUCAUGAAGCGAAUUCAAAUUCAGACGAGAAAUUUGUGUCAAGAACUUGAUCUAAGAGAGCCGGGAGUUUAUAAAAGACAAUUUACUGCCUCUCCUUCACUUGUCUCUGCUUUGAAUCCUGAAUUCAACCUGCUAACCUCCUUUCUCUUCUCCAGACUCGCCUUUCACUUCCCCUCCGAUGGCUGAUUUGCAUGUCGGCGGCCUCAUAAUGAACGUCUUUGAGCGCUGUGAGGCUGCAUUGACAUUUCAGUUCAGUGUGCGUCCAAACGUCUCAAUAGACUUGAUUCGUUUAUUUCAGUAAUUACUUUGAGGGCUGGAGUUUGCCAGAGACCACUGUGUGGAUUACUGGGAAUCUGGAUUGUUGGUGCGAGUGUGCGUCCUCAUGAUAGUUUUAUGCUCGCCUGCGUGUGUAUUUAUUUUGCAUAAUAUAAACAGUAAUCUUGUUAGGACACAGUGUACAAUCUUAUUCUUUCAGCGUGACUCUUAGACUCGGUCUACGUCUUUAGCUGUGUGGAGAAACAGCAUCUUUUCGUUGCAGAAGAGAAAAAGUGAAACCUGUGACAAACAAUGCUGCUGCCAGGAUUUUUAAAAACAUAUUUCUUUGGUGGGGGUUUGUUUCUAAUCUAGUGUACUCCUUCAGCCUCCAAACUCAAUUUCAAAAACAGUAAACUCUCUGUAGACUUUCCCAAUGUUUAUAAAAUCCUUUUUCAGUGUGCGCUCUGAUUUAAAAUGCAGCGUCGUAUAUAGAAGUUGUAAGUUGGCUGAGUUAAGGACUCAGGCGGUGGAGCUGCAUAGAUAUGAAAUAAAUGAAAGAUUCUUCCCGACAGGCAGCUUUAUAUUCUCUGCAGGUUUUCUGCACAUCACAAGUGUCCCUCUGAUAUAUCCUUUCCUUGUCACCUCUGUAUGUGGUGCUUUGCGAGGGUCAAUACUGUCGUUUAGUCGAUUGAUUGUGGAGCGUUGACUCUCGGUCUCCUUGUUCUUUUGUCUGUCUUUGUCUCUCUGACAGGAAUCUUUAUGAGCACAUGCAACGUGGACGUCCGCUGGUUCCCCUUUGACAUCCAGAGGUGUGAGCUGAAGUUCGGCUCCUGGACUUACGACGGCUGGCUGCUGGACCUCCAGAUGAAUGACGCUGAUAUCACAGGCUACAUGCCCAACGGAGAGUGGGAUCUGAUAGGUGAGUAAGAGGACGUCAAAAGCAUCCACCCACAGAGCAAUCAGGUUGAUUUCUUCCUGUUUCUGUUCUUGUCAGGAGUUCCAGGCACCAGGAAUGAGGCCUUCUACGACUGCUGUAAGGAGCCGUAUCCUGAUGUGACCUUUGUGGUGACGAUACGACGGCGGACGCUCUACUACGCCCUGAACCUGCUCAUCCCCUGUGUGCUGCUGUCUUCCAUGACGCUGCUCAUUUUUGUGCUGCCAGCCGACUCUGGGGAGAAGAUCUCUCUGGGUGAGUGGAUUCAAAGGAGCCGUGGCGGAGAAAAAAAAAAAGGCAGUUAGAGGCCAGCGAAAGACUCAAAAAGCUUGUGGGGAAUUUAUCAGUUACAUGUCUCGGUCUUUACACAAAGAGAUUGAAACCAGUGUGAGCUCAAGUAAAAAUGGAUCAUUUUAUUAACCUUUAAGUCAAAGAGGUGGCUAUAUAUUGAUAUUUUCUUCUACCAUAAUGUCAUGACUCUUUACACAUUUAUUCUGCACUUUACCUUUAAUGGAUAUUUUAUAUCCUUCUGUUAAGCAGAUACCAUGAUGUAUCGUAAUAGAAUAGUCAUAAAGCAAAGAUAAAAACAUCCAAUGCCAUUGGGGGCUGUGUGUUAGAUGUUUUGCCUCUUUAGGAUACUAAUCAAUUUAACAUUUGCACUCAUUAACUGUCCUUUUGAAUUCUUUCACUUAAAAUCUACCAGGAAUAGUGCAUUUCAAAAUAAAAGCGCAGUUUGACAAAGUGAGAGAUAAAGCAACCUUGAUGGCAGCUGAUAAAAUAUCCAAUAAAAGCCUGACAGUGAUUUGUCUUUAGAUGAGCUGAUGAUGUGGAUAAAUCAAAGAUUUUAAUGUUAAAAGAAACAGAUGAUUAAAUUGAAGAUAAUCACAUUCAUCAGUUGCUCUUUUUAAACAUUGAAUCCCACAUUACUGUUACUGAUCUCUUGGUCUCUCUAAUGCAAAGUGAGCACAUGCCAGCGAGGGCGUGGACUCAUUCGAAAUCAAUGUCAGAGAGUACACAGCUCACACAGCCCACCUGUCUGCGAGCAUUUGAUUAUCAAAUGUAAUUAAACAACCCCGUUACAGAACUAUCCUCUGCAUGCUUGUUGUUAAUGAGAUUAUAAGUGAAAGAGAGAAACGCUGCAAACAUGUUUUUUGUGCUGCAAAGUCUUAAAUUUUAAUGCUGGAGCCAAUGGGGAUUGGAGCCUUCGAGGGACUGCGUUUUAGUCUGACAGCUCACAUGGAAAAUUAGUGGGUUUUUUUUCACACAGCAGUGGAACAUAGUUAGAGUUUGGCAUUGAGGCUCUGACGUCUGCUCAGUCUGCAGAUAUAUUUUACGUUGAGGAAUUCAGGGAAAUAUCUGAACCACCUAUCUGGAGCCAGCAGGUGGAUGGCGGGGUGGCGCUGGAGCUGAUCAGUGACAGUGCGGCGGAUACAGGCAGCAGCAGCAGCAGCUUUAAAGGAGCAGGAGGAGAGAUGUGAAAUUUUUCAGCUUAAGAAGAUUGUAAAACUAAGAGGCUGUGUUUGGCAGAUGAUUGUGGGGAAUUAAGACGUAAGGUGUGUUUAACCGUUAAGCUAGAAUUAACCCUGAACUUGAGGUGAUGCUCCAUUUUCAGCAUCGGUGCCUUUUAUUGCUACUUACUUAAAACUUCGUCAAGGUAAAUACAUAUGGCGUACAUGUUUCUGGUAGAUUUACACCAGUGGGAAAAGUCGUACUAAAGAGCAACACAGCUGUUCAUCAAUGAUUCAAAUCUGCGGCUCGAUGGAGAUGGAAAUGUACACAACAUGUCUGCCAAAAACUGAGCCUUCACCUCCUGGAAUAAAAGCAGAAAAAUAGAGAAAUGUCACCGAGGACAGCGGGAUAGAAAGAGGCAAACAGAAAAGGUGUGGUGCAGAAGGAAGAGAGGGAUUACAGGAUAAAAGAUAGAGAGAUGAUAAAUGCGAAAAGGAGGGGCUGUGGGACGAGAGUUAAGAAAGAGGAGCUCAGACAGGAAAGGAAUUCUGGAGGGAUGAGACAGGACGUCCGGAAAGAAAGAGAGAGAAAAAAAAAGAGGAGGACUGAUGAGGAGGAAAAGGUGGGAGACAAUCAAAUCAAGCUAUAAUAAGCUGGAAAGAGAAGGAGGAAGUCGUGCUAGGAGAUAACAGCAGCUGCAAAUAUAUUUUAAUAUCUGUUUCAGGCUGUUUGGAGCUCUUGAUGAAUGACGUUCACCUUGCAGAGUGGAUAAAACCCCGGCGAACACACACCGUAGGCAGUCUUUAGCUGAAUAAGAAAACAAUUAAAUGAAUAAUCAAUCCUCACAAAGAAAUUUGGCAACUUUUUUUUUGUAAUUUGUGAUUUGUUUCCCUCAUUUUUUAAGUGCCAAAUUCACUGAUACCCUUUUGUUCUUUAUAUGACUGUUGAUGGAUUAACUAAAGCCCGAGACGCUUGUGUAAAAAGGCUGUUUCAUUUACACCUCGUUUGGCUCAAACAAAACAAUUAAAUAACAAAGAAAAACAGUCAGCAGAUAAUAAACGCAAGAAAUUUCUUAAAUGAAGCCAGAUGUCAGACAUUUUAAUUUGAGUUUUUGUGCGCGUGAGUCCGAUUUCUUGCCAAACAUACUGAGAAUUUCUGGACUCCGAGUCGAGGUGGGAGGGGAGCAGCGACGGCUCUGUCAAAGUAUAUUCUAACCUCCAUAUAGGAUGCAUUACGCAGCAUUUCCCCCUCGACAAAAAAUGCAAAGCCUACCACACACGGCCAAUUAACCUAUUGAUGUAAUUAAGGCUAGUGAAUUGAUCGCAGGGAGAGAGCUUACACACCGCCUUCCAGGAAAAUACUCUGUCACUUCUCUGAUGGAGGAGACACGGGGACAAAGUGGGUGGGUCCUCCUCCUCCUCCAGGUUUAAGGGACCCUGCUUUUAAAUAGAAUUAGUGCCAUUUUCUCUUGAACAAAGACAACAUAAAAGAAGCAUUUUUAAUUUUCUUAAUAUCCUUAAAGGGCGCUCAUAAUUUAUAUCCAGACCUGGCAGUUUUAAUUGAAUGUCUCUGAGUUAUGCCAGCAAAGCACUCUUUAGAUUCUGUGGCUUUGAGAAGUGAGAUGGAUAGUUUGGAGGACGGUAAAUGAAGAUGGAGAUGAGUUUCAGAGCAGGAGUGUGUGAGGUGUGCGUGUAUAUGUAUGAGUGUGUGUGCGAUUUGCUGUGUAGCAGUGCUUUCUCCUGCAGAGGUACAGGAUGUCGAGAUGUAAUUCACUGUAUGAGCAUUAGCCAGUCAUUUACAGAAACUGAACCUGAGUGACUAUUUAUCAGAAAACCCAAACACGCUAAUGCGGCGACUCGGAGAAAAGUACCAGAACUCUGACAGAGGACUAAACUGAAAUAGAAGUUUGUUGGUUUCUCUCCUUGUUUCCUUCUCUGUCCUUUAACAUUAAGAAUACAGAUGUAAAAUAAGAUUCUUAUAUGUUGAUUCACAUAUGUGUAUAUGUGUUUAUCUCUCUGCAGGUAUCACUGUGCUGCUGUCCCUCACUGUUUUCAUGUUGCUGGUUGCAGAGAUCAUGCCCGCCACGUCAGACUCUGUCCCUCUUAUAGGUACGUACUAAAAUGUGUAUUAUCCGCACUUGACCCGAAGCUAAGCUGAAGAGUUUCUGAUUUUGCAGGUUUGUGUCAUGAACUAAAUAUGGAUAGAAAGCUUUUCUGUGUUUGUUUGUUUUAAUCAUUCAUGCCCAAAUUUCACCUGACAGGAAAAUUCCAACCCAGUUAUGUCACCCUGUCCGAUCAGUGGUGAUGAGGCGGCUUUAGGCUGAUUCAACAAAUUUCCAAUAAACACUGAAAGACGGUAGAAAUCCCUUUAAAGCUCCUGUUAAGAACUUUUGCUUUGUGUUGAUUUUGGCGCCCUCUGUGGCCAAAGCAGUGUUUGCAUAUUACAUAUAUUAGGGUGACCAUACGUCUUCUUUUACCUGGACAUGUCCUCUUUUUGGGAUCUGUCUGGGCUGUCUGGGUAAGUUUUGAUUUUGUGUCACGUGGACUUACUAAGUUUACGUAAAAGACACUCGAGACCCAAAAAACUCUCAAAAUUAACUUCUUGCGACACUGUGACUCAGCCCCUGUGUAGUCGUGUCCUCUUUUUGGUAAGUGAGAAUAUGGUCGACCCAACCUAUAUGUAAUUACAUAAGUUUUUUAGGCAAAAAUCGCAGCACACAGGUAGUCUCUUCAUUAGACACCUUCCCCCACCAGUAAUUUCAGAUAUCAAAAAUAAUUCUGUAGAAGAAGUCACAGAUUUUGUUUGCUUUUAAAAGACAUAAAGAGACAUCAGUUUGGAUUUCAGCCUGUUUCACAACCAGCUAAAAAAACCCUCACUGGAGCUUUAAGUUUAGAUUUCUAAAAUCAAGACCUUAAAGCUCCUGUGAGAAGAUUUUUGACUUCUGCAAAAUAGACCAAAAUUCAUAUUGAUGCUUUCUUUAUUCAUCCAAAAGCAAAGAAGACCAUCAGCAACAUGACUGAUGCAUUUUUUAUCACAGUUUUUACUGCCUGUUACCAGUGGGAUGGGGUAGGUGUCAGCUAACCCUAACUGACCUGCUUUUACAUAAAUAUUUGACUGUCAAAAGUCAGUAGGAUGAAGUAUUUCAGCAUGUAGAGGUCAAGAUAAACAAAGUCUGGUCACACUUCAUCCCUGUACCCAACUUUAAACCACAAAUUCAAACUGUGUGAUAAAAACUCAAGAAACCACCGAACUCUUUGGGAUCCAACCAUAAGGGACCGUGAAUUUCCGGACUAAAUCUGCCAUUCAUCCAACAGUGAGGAUAUUUCUGUCUGAAACAAGCUUGACAGACUUCACCAUCCAAGAAGUGCAGAAAUAAGCAUGACUAAAACUCCCUGGUGUGUACAGAGAAAUCUCUGCAAUCUGUCCAAGACACCAAGAUUUUGGAUUGGUGACAACUUUACAAACGUAAAGACAAAAACUGCACAACUCCAACACAUCUCGACACCGCUAGAUUCCAAAAAUCUCAGAGGAGCCUAAUUUAUUUUAGCCAUCUGUUUGCCUUAAAAGUUAAUUGGCUAAAUUGAUUGCGGGCGCACUGUCGGAAAUUAUGUUUAUUAAGCCUAAAUUUGCAGCCAGAGACAGAUGCAUGGCCAUCCUUGCCUAGAGACACAAAUCAUGGUCAUUAAAAUUAAAAAAAUAAAUAAAAAAGUGGAGUCAUAAUCAAUAGAGUGCUGCCUUCAGCAUAUCUUUUUGAUAUAAAUAACCCAGCUGGUGCAUUUUUAAUCUGUUCAAUAACAUAAUGAAUGCAGUGAAGUUACUAGUAGGUGGUAAUUGCAGUCACAGAUCCAGAUAUGUGGCAAAUUAAUUGUCUUUUUCUUUCGCUUUUGGCCUUUUUUUCCCUAUAAGGGCCUUUUGUUGGGGUAAAUGAUUGAUAACACCGCUCUGUUUUCUUCUCUCAGGUCAGUACUUUGCCAGUAUAAUGAUCAUUGUUGGGAUGUCAGUCAUCGCCACAGUCAUCGUUCUGCAGUAUCAUCAUCAUGAUCCAAAUGGAGGCAACAUGCCCAAAUGGGUGAGGCUGAGCUCCAACACUUAAUCACAACCUGUGGCUGAAUACCGACACAUACAUCAUCCUUACAGCUCGUUAAAUCCUGCCAACAGUUGGUCUCCUUGUUUCAGAUAUGAUCUACUUUUUUUAUGAAUCUCUAUUCAGUCCUCAGCUCCACCAUUUUUCAGUCAUAUUUCAUCCAUCUGGUAUUACUCUACCUGUGCUCCCACAUGUCAAUUUCCCCUCUCUCUUUUCUUUCCUCUGACUUCCUCGGCUAUGACUCAUGCGGCGGUGUCAGUCUGCCGGAGUGUUCAUCAGCACAGACUUCAACAGGAGAAGGUUUCAAAGAGCUCUGGAUAUGUGGGCGGAUUCGAUUUGACUCCCUCCGUCAUAUUUUUCUUGCCUUCUGUUUCAUGCUAAAAAAUGCAUUAGGAUCUUUUUUAGACGCGUCUUGCUCUCGAGUUAAAGUAUGAAAUAGUAAAAUGCGAAAAAGGGGGUCUAAAUGACAACAUGAAAUAUAGAAAUUUUAUACAAUUGGUUUUGAAAACGGCUGCUCUUUUCUUUUAGUAACUAUUUCCUCUUGUUUAAAUCAACAGAUGACAAAAACUGCCAGAUCUACACUAAUCAAUGCACUUUGCUAAUGGCUCGGUUGCAUAAGAGUACAGAUGCUCCAUAUAUUGAUACAUUACAAGGACGCUGCGUUGAUAAAUGGCCUCUUCAUACACUCGAUGGCCAAUUAACAAAAUAAUUGAUGUGGUUCAGAUGAGCGCAUCGAACCGGCACAGUUCAUAAUCACAGCUACGGACAAACACAACAACAACAACAACAGCAGCAGCAGCAACAGGCGCCGUUACCUGCCUGCUUAACAAACAGUCGGUAGCAGCUAAUUGAGUGGUCAUCUGGACAUUAGCUUCUCAUUAGGUGCCAGACACACAUCUGGAGGCUGUUAGGCCAAUAUGCCCUUUUAAGGGACAUGUAGUCUUUUACCAAGGGAGUGUUUUAGGUGGAGGAGAGGGCAAAGAGAGAAGAAAAGUGGAAAAUAGAGGAGUAGAAAACAAGAUUUAGCAGCAGUUAAUCUUCUCCUUUUCCCUAAUGCUGCAGUUUGCAAAGGCAUUAUUGCAUGCUCAUUACCGUCAAGAGAAAGUAAUCUUACAGUCAAUCUCUGUUUAAAUUCAGCGCUGUCUUUUUAAGUAUCCUCUCCACUGGAAAUUCAUUUAAAGUUUAAAAAAAAAAGGAAAAAAUCUUCUUUGCCUCGAGCGCUUUAACUCAGCAUCCCCGAGGAUCUCAUACUUCUGCUUAUACGAGUGCAGCUGAAUUUUGAAACGAGGAGCAGGGUUGGUAACAGCACAAACGUGAGUCUGACGAUGAAGUGAGGCUGUUCAGGAAGCUUACCUCAUGUCAUGUGAAGGUCAAAGCGUGUGGGUGGCUCCUGCUGCUCGAAAGCUUUCUUAUCAUUUCUUCCUCUCGCUCGUGUUUUUUUAUUUUCUGCUUCUUCUCGUCCCCAGUUUUGAUUUUUUAUGUCUCUCUCUGCAGGUUCAGCUUGUUUUGCUGCAGUGGGUGGCCUGGUUCCUGCGCAUGAAGCGUCCAGGAGAGAACGACGACCCAGAGCGUCCGCCGUGCGCCCCCCACUUGCGGCGCUGCUCCUCGGGCUCCCAGAGCGGCAGCAUCCCAAACCAACAGGACCCCACCCUCCACCCGCUGCACCCACAGAACCUGGCUCCUCUGCAAACAGGGCCCCUCCAUGCCGGGCACCCUCACCUCCACUCCCAAUCGAGUACCAACAACAACGGGAACCUUCUCUACAUGGGUUUCCAGAGCAUGGACGACCCUUCGAUACUCUCAGAGUCCCUCCAGAGGAAUAACCUCUCCACAGUACCCACACGAGUAGCAGGGAGCCCACCUCCACACCUCCCGUCUCAGUUCUGCAGCUCCCCCCCACCUCCUACACCGAACAUGGAUACUGUAGGCUGCCCCAGCACGGUCUCCAGUGGAGGAGGCUUUGGAGGUGGGCCAGGGGGGCUUGGGGGCUGUUCGUCGUCAGGGAUAGGAGACCCCCAGCUGCAGGCGAUCUUGGAGGAGGUGCGUUACAUGGCGGACCGUUUCCGGGAGCAGGACGAGGCAGAAAGCAUGGCCGACCAGUGGAAAUUUGCAGGCGCCGUCAUUGACCGACUGUGUCUGGUGGCGUUCAGUGUUUUCAACAUUAUAUGCACCAUUUCCAUCCUUAUGUCCGCUCCAAACUUUGUGGAGGCUAUUUCAAAGGACUUCGUUUGAAAGCGAGAAGGGGAGGAAGAGCGUGAAGGAAAGGAUGAAGGGAAUUAAAUAUAGGAUGAAAGAUGGAGUGGGCCCGGAUCCAAGGAAACACAAUUUUCCAGUGGACUGUUGGCUCUGUGAUUUGUGAUCACAAGAAAACUGGGAAACUGAAAAAAAUAAAUGGUUUUCUUUGCAAUACGUUCUAUUUUGUAACCGGAAUAAAAGCAGAAAACAGAUGAGGAAGGGGAUACGAAGUGAACUCAAAGCAAGAUUAGGGUAGGGAAGGUGCUUCAUCAGAUUGUCGACAGGGUGGAAUAGAUUUUUGUGGUAAAUUCAGAGAGUUUCAGCCAAAAUUAGGAGAAAGAUAAGUCAAGCAGAGAAAAAGAAAGAAAAGACUAUCAGUCUAAUGAAGGCUCGGGUAAAAAAGAGAUCCUAAAGCAGCGGGGAGAUUGAGAGAGCAAGAGAGGGAAGAGAAAGGCAUUUGAUGGAGCAAGAUAAAUAAGACAGACAUUUGGCUGUUUUAUUUUCUCAGGGAGGGAAGACAGUCUUUCACUCCCACAUGUCGAGCAAAGACCGCAUCGUUUAAACGGAUGUGAGAGGAGAAUCUGGGCAGAGGAGAAAGAGACUUAAACAAGGAGAGACAACAAAGGGCAGUGAAGGAACAACACUUCAUCCCUCUUGACGUUAGGUGGAGAGAGCAGCCUGAUGCUCUUACAUUCAGAAAGUGGACUAAAGAUCAGGGAGGUGCAGCAAGGAGGGAGGAAGAGAAGAGGAUCCCAUCAAUCAUUCAAUCACAUUUAUUUAAUGACCGUCAAACUGAAAGACCUUGGUUAAUCUUUAAGACUAAUCAGCUUUAAAAAGAUGAAGUUCCCCUCUCUGCUCACAAACCACUUUAGAUUAACAAGGCCUUAUCUCCUUCAGAUGAUUGCCAAUCUGCAACAAUCAGCAGAGAUCAAAAGCUGCUCAUCAGUGGGCAGAGUGUGCCGCGCUUAUCACAACAGGAAACUGAAUUAGUGGGUCAUGAAUGAUGUACUGGCCACCGUGGAGGCUGGGACCAGUAAUUACUCUGUGAGCAGUCGCCUAACUGGGACUGGGUAGACCCAAAGACCACACUGAAUUUCAUAUUAAAGGUUUAGAGACUCAGAUGGGGCGUCUCUGCUGAACAUGACUGCGGCGCAAAAAACAAGUAAUCCUUGAAUCUAAAUGGAGAUGCAACAUCUCAUCAAAUUUCUGUCAGAUGCUUUCAAGGAUUUUAUGAGCGAUUUCACAUCUAUCUUAAAUGACGGAUGAGACUUUAAUAGAGCUGUUUUUCAUGAGCUUGACUCCAGUCACUCCAGAGCUGUGAUUUAAAAUACUACAACUGCAGGUCUGACCUUCAGCCGGUCAGCAUUUGAAGAAAAAGGCAACCAUUAAACAAGUCUCAAAUGAGGUUGAAAAUAACUCUUUCCUUUAGUUUGACAGAAUAAAAAACUUUCUUAUGUUAGCCGAGCCUAGCUGAAUUUAUCAAGAGGUAUUUAUUUCAAACCCCCCUAACAAUUUUAUUUGGUGUCACACUUUGGUUUAAGUUUGGAAAGCACAUCUUUCAAAUGUAUUAAAUUUUACUCUUUUUUUUUUUUGGUUAAAUGCUAACUUUAGGUGUUUUCUUAUAGUGCAAAAAAUGAGAAAUGAUAAUGAUUCAUCAGAUCCUAAAUUUAUUUGACUGACUUACCUACAUAUUAUCCAUAGACUGUAUAUAGAAUGGACAGCGUCUGCCUCCUCGCUGGGUGAAGCCACUCUGAGAACAGCACCCUCUGAUGUCCGGCUGCAGUAUAGGUCAUAAAUCCCAAAGCAAAGCUUACGGGGCUGUGGACAAACUUUAGAAAUUUAUUAAACAGAAUAUAAAUAUUUCUCUCCCCUGGUUCCGAUGUUGACAUGUAGUUACUGUCAGACUGGUUUGUGCUCAAGUCCUCUUUUUUCUGUGCAGCUCUGUUUUAAAAAGUUAUUAGGGGGUUCAUGUUUUCUAUGAUUGACACCUGAUACAGCCUAUGGGUGUACAAAAAUUGCGUAGCUCACCCAGGGGGUAUGCUGUUUUAGUUGAGCAUCAUCACAGUGACUCUCUGUGACUUUCCCGCCGAAUGCGUACAACGCUACUGCGCAAUGUUGAGUUCAGGAAAUGAAGAAAAAUUGCAGAAAUACUGAGAGCUUUUUGGCUUGAAAUCCGUAUACUGACGGGAGGCGGAACCGAGUUGUCCAUAGUAUAUACAGUCCAGGAUAUUACCAUCAAACAGAAAUAUAAAGCUACACUAGCAUUUGGCGUGGGAACAGACUCAUUCAUCAGGUCAUAACCUUUACAGUAUCCUUUGUGAAGUGUCAGUAAUCACUGGGAUAUGAUACUGCAGCAGAGUUUAAGACUGAGGGGCUUAUUAAGACACGGCCAACAAUAAUGAAAGAAAAAUUAGUCGUUUAAAAUAGCUGUAAGGAACAGACAUUCAGUUGUGAGUGUGUCGUAAACAAGUCUUAAAAAGAGGUGUCACACUUCUCAAUAUCAGGUAUCAUGUGGUGGUGGCUCAAGGGCACAGUUGAGUGAAAAAAAAGUUAUGAAAUACCAGAAAGAAAUAAAACAUCCUUGCAGUGCACUUUUCAGUGAAAGAAGAAUAAAUAAGAGAUAUCUGAAAGUUUUGUUGAGAAACAACUAUUUAACCUUACGGCAGCAGAGAAAUAGAGAAGAAGAUACCAGGAAUAUUUACUGAAAAUUAUACUACAAGUUAAAGGAAUAAGGCUUGAAUUGGAGUUAUUUUCAGAAAGCAAACAGUCUAUAGUUUUAUGGUUCACAGCCCAGCAGUAGACAUUUGUUUCUGAUAAAGGUGUAAUCCUUAAAGGGAAAUUGUAGCGUAAAAUUAAUUUAGAGUGAUUUCUUCAUGUAAAUGCAAUCAGACCGAGACGCUAAGGCAGAAGAACUACCGUGUCUGCAGUGCAAAAUGAUUAAUCUGAUGAUUAUUACUUCAAGGAAAUAAUGAAGAAGAAAUUAUCAUAAAUGUUCUUCCUUGAGCUGUGUCACCCUGGUGUAGUGCAGAAUGGACUGGUCUGAGGUCUCACUACAAACAAGCGGCUGCUGGAAGAGAGUAGGUGAGUUGUGUUUAGUCUCUUUCCUAAAAAAAUUAGGCAAAGUUAAAAAGAUGUUUGGUGGCUAGUUCUAUGGCUGUGACCCUAUAUGUACUGUUGAUGAAGUUAGAUGCUGUUCUGAGCAUUAUUUGUGGCUGUAGAGUGGGGUUUUGGUUGAGGUUUGUUUAUGGCUCCUCAGACGGCUGUGUAUUGCUAUCAUGCGGUCGUUACUAAAGUUGGUAUAACUAGAGAAGCAAGGGGUCAGCAACAUUCAUCUCUCGAGGGGGUGUCUAACUCGGUGUUACGUGUGUUUGGCCGUAAAUUAAUUUUACACCAUAUUAUCCCUUUAAAAUUGGGUUUGGAGUCUAUGCUUUAUUUUUAGAAAGUUAAAAGAUCUCUUAUCUGAGCUGAGCUUUCAAGUUUUGCAAACAUGUGUCCCUUUCAGCUGUGGGUAAAAACAUUUCAGGUGCUCUAAUGGGUGUUUUGGCAGGAGAGCGAGGCACGUACAGGGAUGAACUUGAACCUACUUAGCAAACUUUGAAGAGACAUGUACAAUAAUACACCGCAGACAGCUACGUGCGUGUUGCCAUUUUUAUAAUCCAGAUCUGUUUAUGAGGCAGCAGAAACCAUCCAAAAAUACUAAAAAGUUAGAAUGAAGAUUUGGGACUUUUAAUGAGGCGGCCUCUCAGCCCUCUCAGUGCAAAUGAGUCACCAAAACAACGUCACUCUCAACCUUAUUUUGAAAGGACAACAUUUGAGCAUCCUGAACUCCCUUUAUCCGACACAUGAAUUUGUUUGAUUAAAAACUAUCAGAGCUUUUUUCUUCCCUUUGUAUGGAAAUAUAUAACGGUUUCUACCUGACCUUUGUGCAGCACAUUCACGGCACAGUGUGGAGCUAUUUCUGGAACUACAAGGCCAAAAGCACAGAAAAAAUGAACGGUAUUUACAAGUAUGUGAUUGUUUUGGUGUUUUCACAGGAUUAGAAAAAACUUGCGGUCUGUAAUGUUUUGUUUUAGCAGGAACAUCUCUUGAGGCUGUACACAUGCACACUCAUUGUGGACUGAGACAGCUGUGUAAUUCAUCUCUCCACCUCUCUUCAUCUUCUACCCCUCUCUCUUCCUCUCUAAUGUCAACUCUCCUGGCAGGUGGGAAGUCAACUUCCUGCCAUGUGGUUUGUUGAAGGAUGUUCCUCUGACUAAAACACUCCCGUCUGUACAGAACAUUUCUCAUCCUGAAAAUAAAGGACUCUCUCUUUUUGUGAUAAAA